GCGUCGUGACUCCCUUGGCCGCCUCCCUCGACUCAAGUCUUCCACAAUUCCUCCUCAAGGCCACCAAGUUUUAUCGUUAUUUUGACUUCUCAAGUUUCCUUGCGCCUCUUCGGUUUCCCUCAUCAUUUCGUACUCGGAGUCAUGGAUAAAACAGUAAUCACCAAAGCCCUCGUUUUCGACGGCAGCUCUCUCCACAGGGGGCCUCGCCAUUGCCACGUCCAUCUCGACGAUGACAUUGAGAAAGUGUCUCGCCUCCUUUUCCAACUAGCCAAGGCAGGUGUGACCACAGCCCUAGACAUGGGUCACUUCACUGGUCCUGUGCAAGACUCGCUCCGUAGCAGCUCUGUAAUGGCAGAUGCCGCUUCACCGGGACCUUCGCAACCAGCACAGUCGUGGCUGAUGUGCCUGGUCAGAGUCAGGAAGUCGCGAGCGGCCGUAGCGGUCACAGAAGCUACCGGUACUGUCUCUGCUUGCUUCCAAAAGCGGAUUGAUUGGCAAAACCCCGGGGUAGCUGAGGAUACCAACCCGGUCUGGCUCCGACCAUCACCACCUUUACUACCAUACGAGGCCCCGUGGGCUCAAUCCCCCAAUAACGAUAUUCGCUAUACCAAGAACGCUUGGAAACAGGAUGCUGCCGUAAUUGCCCGACUAUAUGAUGAGAUCCAACGCAAUGGCUUUCCCCACCUCCAGACACACCUCACCGACGCCGAUUUUAGGGAAGCCCGCGGUAUCCUACGAGGAAUGGAUGCGGGCAGACGCCAAGUCGCCAAUGACCGUGCCCUAGAAAUCAUCCAUUCCCAGAAAUCCUUAAUGAGCCAGAAAUACCAACGCCGGUACCCGCUCCCAAUGGCCUUGACGGCCAGCAACGUCCCGGGCCAUCCCACCAGGGACCAUCUCCACCAUACCGCCCCGAACCUGGAUCUCCUGGACCCGCGAACCGAGAUCAAUUUAGCAAUGGCCGAGAGCAUAACCACGGAGAUUACUCUCGCCACGGCGCUGAUCGAUACCCUCGAGACUGACCGAGACGCAAUCAUUGAGGCCCGGAAACGUGGGAUGUUGACUGUGGCCCAUGCGGCUAGGAAUGGAGCGCUCGAGAUGGCGCAGGAAGGAAAGGUGGAUAUCGUUACUCAUGUCCCGUUGGACAUCCCACUUGAAGAUGCUGCUACGAAGUUGAUGAAGGAGGAAGGGAGGGUUUGUGUUCCCACUCUUGUCAUGGAGGGGACGAUGGCGAAUGGAAAAGUGUUUCCUGGCUUGAAAUAUUCCGCGGCAAAAGAGUCAGUCACCCGAAUACACAAAGCUGCUCUUCAUCGCGAGUUGGAACUCCUCGUCGAUGCUAGAUUGUCGAACGAGGAGGCUCUGAGAGCUGCAACAAGCUUGACAGCAGAAUGGUUUCGGUUGAGCGAUAGAGGGGCGAUUACUGUUGGGAAGAGAGCAGAUAUGGUCCUUGUCGGUGGGAACCCGGCGGACGACAUCGCAGGUACCAAAAAUGUGAAGAGGGUUUGGAUCGGGAGAGAGGAAGUCCCACUGGGGUGA
This is a messenger RNA of Hyaloscypha bicolor E, 1533 nucleotides long. RefSeq lists its product as uncharacterized. Gene Ontology annotation, molecular function: hydrolase activity, acting on carbon-nitrogen (but not peptide) bonds. Bases 142 to 1533 code for a protein of 463 amino acids. The transcript is spliced from 5 exons. NCBI's taxonomy places the organism in Eukaryota, Fungi, Ascomycota, Leotiomycetes, Helotiales, Hyaloscyphaceae. The record is from RefSeq and is a predicted model, not a curated record.